AUGAUCAACCACCGCAAAUCCUUUGGCACGUACACCUUCAUAGCCAUGGACGCCUGUCCGACCCCGGGAAUAAAACGUCCACACAACUUUUUCGGCCUCAUAACCACGGAUCUCGCCAAGUCUCUCCAGUCCUUUUCCCUCAAGGCCUUCGACAGCAACCAAACCUUUUGGUUCGGCCACUAUCCCACAUCCACGAUAAUUUCACCCGGCUACGAUCUUCGCAGUCUAAUCGGCAAGACGGCUCACAGCUACUUCUGCGGUCAUUUGCACAACCUGCUGAAUCUGGUGCCAAACAUGUACACCGUGCAGCCACAGGGCUUCCUGGAGCUAGAACUUGCUGAUUGGCGGGGCGGCAGAUUCUUCCGGAUCGUCGCUGUUGACAACGACUUGGUGUCCUUCGUGGACGCCCAGAUGCACAAGCGCGACAGCGACGACUGGCCGCUUGUUUUAAUCACCAAUCCCAAGGAUGCUGGCUUCUUGUUGCCGAGCAAGGAGCCAACUGAACGAAUCCUCAAAUCUACUCACAUUCGUUGUCUCGAAAACACCACUGCGCAAGGUCAUUGCUGUGAUUGGUCUGUGUGCGUCCAAUCAUAUUUGGGUUUCGGUGUAAAUUUUCAGACUAAACACCCAGUUUACCACCUGUUCUUGCGAAGAAUUCUCGCCUGGUCACGGUACCCGAUACAGCGGGUGUCGGUGUCGAUUGACGGCGCGUUCGUUGGCAAUGCGAGGCCCGCUAAGCGCCACGACGCCUCCAUCGUCGACUCCCCGCUCUACGUGCUUUCGUGGGACCCCGCGGCGCUGGCCAGACGCGGCCCCCCCUCCGGCCACGUCGCGCAUUCAAUCGAGGUGGUCUGCGAGGACACGAAACACAACGUGCGCACGGUCAGGCAGUCCUUCACACUUGACGGCACAGCUCGGUGGAACUUUGGUGGCGUGCAGAGCUUCAUUCUUCUCAGCGAUCAAGCAUCCGGUGUAGGACCAACGUUUAUGGGCUACCUACUGGACUACGAGUUUGGCGUGGUCUUUAGCUUCGGCAUAUUUGUCUGCAACACCUUUGUACCGGAGAGCACAACCUACAUUUUCGAAAUUAUGCAGCAACUGCUCUUCACCUAUCCCUUCCUAACUCUGCUGGUCUGCCGAAUGCGUGGAGGUCGCGCGCAUUACCACCUUCGUCGACAGAAAAGCUGUCCUCGACGA
This is a messenger RNA of Mesocestoides corti, 1197 nucleotides long. The record is from the annotation of a GenBank genome assembly. Lineage: Eukaryota; Metazoa; Platyhelminthes; Cestoda; Cyclophyllidea; Mesocestoididae.